GGGAGUCCACUUUUGCCACUAAGUUGCCCAUUAGUAGCGCCUUUUCGGUAUAGAUGCGUUGUUACCAAGGACUCUAUUCACACCCCCGACUAUAAGCCUCCACGACUCCUAAGCACACUCCACGGGAAUAUAAUAUCCCUUCACUACACUACACAGUUCUAGGACACCAGGGCGUAUAUAUUGCAUUAUUUCGAUCUAUACGUGUUCUAUCUAGUCCUUAUUUUUGAGGGUUUCUUCUAGACUCACUGAUUUGCUCGAUGCCUCCCGUGGUUUCACCUCUUUUGAUGGCCUUACCUCGAGGUUUCCGGUCCUACUCGGAUACGGCAUCCAGCAUCGAUUCUGGCUUCUACCCUGCAAGCAGCGAGUCAGAUAUGUCUCCUCGUCGAAGUAUGAUGUCGCAGCCAGCACCUCUUUACACCACUUCCUCCAAUGGGCCUAUAAUUUAUCAACAAAGCGGGAAAAGGACGUUUCCACACCCCCGGGACUCUACGCCUAGGAACCCGCAGGCACUUGCUUGGCCCAUAGGACAAGCCGGGGCCUAUGACUAUGGUCACUCCCAGAGUGCAGUGACAACUUCUAAUGAGGAGUAUGGACGCUAUUCGCAUGCAUCCGCACAUGACGCUUUUGGGCCCAUUGGGCAGCCACCGCGUCCGGUUUCAGUCUUUGGAGAUUGGGACUCUCGCGGGCACAUAUCUACAGACUCCCUCAUGCGUGAUCAAGACUCAUCCAGAUCGCUGGAAGGAUCCGAUUACUCCGUGGAGAUAUCUAAACGACGAUCCUCUGGUAAAGGGAGGCCUCAGGUCAAAUAUUAUAACCAAAGGCGACCAUCGAACCGCGAUGAGUUUGAUGGCCCGCAUCAGCUUCUGGAUAUGCCUUCGCCUCGAACUAUAGCCGCUCAGGAGAGAGAAUUGCCUCAUCUCCCUACUAACCUUGAUAUCUCGGAGCAAGACCAAAUCCUUUGUCAAGUUAAUGAUUGCUUGUCUCAAUGUGCCUUCGAUUUCAUUGCGAAGUAUCAAUUCCCCAUUCCCGUGGAGCCGGACAAAAGACAGGUUAGGGUGCCCGCAGACCGUGAAUGGACCGAGUGGGUUUAUCUCUUGAAAAGAUUGGCCACUAAGCGUCGCAUCCCGGCCCGUGUAUUAUACAAUGGCCAGAUAAAACAGUUAGUUACUGUUCUGGAGAAUUCCUUGGAGAUGCGACAUGCUGCCAAGCACCAAUCUAGGCCGGUCAAGGACGACAGAAACGUCUUGCAACUGAUCUCGGCCGGGACUCAAGUUGCAAAGAUAUUGAAAGAUGCAACCGCAAUGGAAUACUUGGAUCGCCUAUAUAUCCAGACGGAAAUGCUUAUCCAGGAUAGACGAGCUCAUCGGGCUAAAUUUGGGACUUCCUGAGCUCAUGUUUGGACUACUGCCACCGAAUGUUCUUCCCAUGGUAACGGAUGAUACCAUCAUGGAACUUAUUACCCACUGACCUUGGACUCUUGUCUCCGACCCCUGGAUAUCCAAGGAAUUUAUACCCGAUAGGAGAUACUCCAGGCUGGGCCUUCGCCGUAGUGUCCUGAUUCCCAAACGGAAACGGAUUGGAUCAACGGCUUUCCAAAGGCUGUAUAAAGGAAGCACUUACCACAACAACAUCUACGGUCACACAAUUACAGUCCG
Messenger RNA from Paecilomyces variotii, 1655 nucleotides. RefSeq lists its product as hypothetical. The transcript is spliced from 3 exons. Lineage: Eukaryota; Fungi; Ascomycota; Eurotiomycetes; Eurotiales; Thermoascaceae. The record is from RefSeq and is a predicted model, not a curated record. The coding region runs from base 258 to 1388 and encodes 376 amino acids.